GACAAGCUGGCUUUACCAUAGCUCAGUAUCAACUAGCCAGUAGUGACCCAGUGCCUGCACAGACUGGUCCUGCCUUGCCAAACGGCUCUGAGGCUGACAGCUAACUGACUCACAGAGGAUGAGAUGAAGCACAGGAAAAAGGAGGAAUAGGCUACACACUGUGAGUGAGUUUCUAAAAAGAAGAAGAGAGAAGAAAAGGAGAGAUAAACGCUGCUGUGACUUUAUAACUAGAGGGAGAGAGAGAGAGAGAGAGAGAGAGAGAGAGAGAGAGAGAGAGAGAGAGAGAGAGAGAAACAAUGUCUUAGAGGAGGAGGAGUUGUUUGAACAGAACUGAGCGGCCUAGAGGGCCACUAUAGACAGGACUAGCCCGGGUGUAGCCUACUGUUGUACGGAAUAGGCUAUAGCCUAGGCUACCGACCGCCACGAUCGGACCAGGCGGGCUAUUUCUGUCGGAAUCCGCUGGGUAGCCUAGAUUAUACAAGAUGCAAACAUCUGCCCUGGACAACCGUUGAACAGCGAAGGCGAGUUCACUGCUGCAGCAUCCGAGAAGGACCUGUGUGUGUGUGUGUGUGUGUGUGUGUGUGUGUGUGUGUGUGUGUGUGUGUGUGUGUGUGUGUGUGUGUGUGUGUGUGUGUGUGUGUGUGUGUGUGUCACUAUGAGUCUUGUCUCGGGCUUCCCUCACCACCCGGUCAUGCACCACCACGACAGCCACCACUAUUCCUUGCAUGCGGCGGCGGCGGCGGCCGGUCGGUGUCACGAGGAUACCGGGGCUCCUCCGUACUUUACGAGCUGGCUGAUAAGCCACGCGGAUAUGUCUCCCACAGAGUAUAGCCUCGCGCCCGGCUACAGCCCAGAGUACCAUGGCAACAGCGGCGGCGGGGCAACGGGCGGCCUGGACCCCCACCAUCACCAUCACCACCACUACGGACCCGGCAGCUUAGUUCCGGGGGCCGGCGCCAUCUCGGUGAACGGAGCCGCGGUCGGUAUGCACCCCCACCACACACAUCCUCGGCCCGUGAAGCGGAGACCGACGGCCAACCGUAAGGAGAGGCGGCGGACCCAGAGCAUCAACUCGGCCUUUGCGGAGCUAAGGGAGUGUAUCCCCAACGUCCCGGCCGACACUAAGCUGUCCAAGAUCAAGACACUGCGGUUGGCCACUAGCUACAUCUCCUACCUGAUGGACAUCCUGGACAAGGACGGACAGCACGGAGACACGCAGGCUUUUAAGGCCGAGCUGAAAAAAACGGAGGCCCGGGAGGAGCGGAGGAAGAGAGAGGCGGUGGAGAUCCCUAAGGCAACAUCAUCGUCAUCCUCAUCGUCAUCCUCCUCGUCAGCGGGCGAUAAGAAGAGUAAAGGACGGACAGGAUGGCCUCAACAUGUCUGGGCUCUGGAACUCAAACAGUAGCGCCUCCCUCCCUCCCUCCCUCUCUCCCUCCCUCCCUCCUUCUCUCCAUCCUGCGAGCUGAUAGCACCCUUUCCCUCCUCCAGCUCUGCCCUCGACGAGAGUGAUGAUGGGACAUUAAUGACGCGCUCUGAUGAACUGGAAUGGCAGUCAUCAUCAUCAUCAUCAUCAUCUCUCUGGACCUCGAGGCUAUUACCUUCCCACAGAACGGCGGACUCUGUAUUGCUUGUAGCUCCGUUCACCUUACUGUGGUGAGACACGAAGAAAGUUAUUAUAGUUGGAGUUCCUCAUAGAACAUAACUUCAGAUUUAUAACACUCCCACCUUUCAUCAGCGAAGGCGCUUUCUGAGGUUUUGUUCUGUGUCAGGGUUUGACACCCCGACCCCGAAUGUCCUCCUUAAAUUGUACCUCGAGAAAAAGAAAAAAAAAACUCAUGAAAAUAUCACAAAUUCAAUGGUCUUCUUAAACGUUUAAGUGAGGAUUUGAAUUGGAAAAAAAAAAACAUUCAAACCAAAAACAUGGAUGCAUUUACGGAUUCCCCAAAUGGAAAUAGUCUAGGCUUAUUCUAGAUGUUUAGUCAAUCAUUAUUUCCUUAAUAUAACAUAGCCUAUAGAUGUGAGUGGAACUUUGGAGUAGGCCUAUUUAAAAUACAGCAAAAGUGUAUGAGCUUGGACGACAUAUGUGCGUUAGGGCAGCUGCGUAGGGUUGGAGGGGGAUGAAUCGGUUCAAAUAAUAGCCUACAUCAUCCAUUCUAUAACAUUUGAGCCUGUGAAUCAAUAGAUGCACUGUUCGUCACCGUCCAAUUUAACCAUAGGCUACUGAGUUAUAACUCACCGGUUCUCUUGAACCCACUCUAAUGGGAUAGGUGCUGUUUGGUGGAUGGGAUGUAGGCCUAGUCUGUGCUGAAUUAAAAAGUGAUCUAAAGCUCUAGGUUGUGUUCUACCAGAUGUGUAGCCUACGUUUCCACUGAGCAAAGUAGGCUAGCUUUACACCACUGCUAGAUUGUGAACGGAGUGCGGCGGAGUCUCUCUUCCUGUCGAGAAAAAGGGUUGGGGAUAGGCGGAACCAUUUCUCUCUCUCUCUCUCUCUCUCUCUCUCUCUCUCUCUCUCUCUCUCUCUCUCUCUUCGAAACACCCCCACGCCGCCACCACCCCCCCCCCCACACACACACACACACACACACACACACACACCGUGUUCUCUGCUUUAUUUAACGGAACAUAUUUAUGUGCAAUGCGGCCGUUAGAAGGACCCAAACAGCCAUUCCGCUGACUGAUUUCGGACAUUUACUGAGUAGGCUACCUUUCAUCUGACGACAAACUGUAUGUGAAGCUCUCUCUCUCUCACUCUCUCUCUCUCUCUCUCUCUCUCUCUCUCUCUCUCUCUCUCUCUCUCUCUCUCUCUCUUACUCUCUCUUAAUCUCUCUCUCUCUCUCGCUUUUCUCUCACAAUUUUUGGUUGUAAAUGUAAUGACGUCACAACGAUGACGAAGUGUCCAUGUUGUAGUGUGAAAAUGUGUUGGGAGUCUAAAUAAUGUUUUAUGUUGGUUGUAAACAGUGUCAUGAAUUUAAUAAACCACCAGCUGGUUACAUGGUAA
This is a messenger RNA of Perca fluviatilis (European perch), 2998 nucleotides long. It is a transcript of the gene hand2, whose product is annotated as heart and neural crest derivatives expressed 2. Bases 656 to 1405 code for a protein of 249 amino acids. Gene Ontology annotation, molecular function: RNA polymerase II transcription regulatory region sequence-specific DNA binding; protein dimerization activity; DNA-binding transcription factor activity, RNA polymerase II-specific. The transcript is spliced from 2 exons. Lineage: Eukaryota; Metazoa; Chordata; Actinopteri; Perciformes; Percidae. Gene Ontology annotation, biological process: regulation of transcription by RNA polymerase II; heart development. The record is from RefSeq and is a predicted model, not a curated record.